Messenger RNA from Culex quinquefasciatus (southern house mosquito), 1453 nucleotides. RefSeq lists its product as uncharacterized. Lineage: Eukaryota; Metazoa; Arthropoda; Insecta; Diptera; Culicidae. The transcript has 2 exons. The record is from RefSeq and is a predicted model, not a curated record. Bases 27 to 1400 code for a protein of 457 amino acids.
UUGAGUUGGAUCGAACUUUGAAGGCGAUGAGUGAAGAUCUUCAGCGCCGUGUGAGGAGUCCUUCGUUGAGUUCUUCGUAUGAAAGUGGUGGUGGGGAUGGAGUGGUCCAGCGAUGUGCCGUGUACUUGUCGAUUGUGGCGUUGUCCUUGACCGGAUUGGGGUAUGACCCGCUGCAGCGGAUAGUGGAACAGAAGGUGGCUGCGGAAGCUGAAGUGGACGCAGAGUACGAGGGGUUCUACGCAGGGAUUGAGGAGGAGCUUGAAGAGGAGGGCGAUUUGGAGAUCAAUUACCAGCCGAAUGUGUACCUAGGGCGGGUUUUUGGGCCGACCUUGAUCUGUGGACUGCUGGCUAGACCCGUUGACCUACAGCUGGUGCGCAGAAUCUAUGGCCUUGGACAUCUGUUUGUCGCCUUGUGCUACGUGCUGUUGAUGCUACCAAGCGACGGGGAAGGGGAUAGGAUCCUCCAAAUCUGUGGAUUUCUUUCGGAACUGUUCUGGAGCGGCAAACUAGUUCUGUACUUUUACCAAAUCGUCGUCUACAGCUCGCCCAACGAACGCUUCCCGGGGCUCGUGUACGGAAUCAUCGUACAGAGCUUUGGAUCCGCCGUUCUGCCCUGGAUACUCAACGAACUGGAAGAGAUCUGGCCGGAGACGCAGUACUACCUCAACAUCCUGGUAGCCCUAGCCCACCUGUCACUGUUCUACCCAAUCGGAUUCUGCCAGCACGCGGUCAAGGAAUCCUUCCCACCGUCACCUAACCUCAAAUUCCCCAAACUGGUCGCCAUCUCCUCAGCCAUCGCCGUAAUCCUAACCUCACUCUGCAACGUAACUCUCCAAUGGUUCCUCACCGACCCCUCCCCAACCCUGCUGCGACCCUUCCUGCCGCUCCUCAUCGCCGACGACUUCCUCGCCACGCUCUGGAACGUCCUGUACACCUUCAUCGGCUUCACCUUCCUCGGCUUCUUCACCCUGUUCUUCAGCCCGGUCCAAGUCCUGAUCGCGUCCCUCCUGGCGACCCUGACCGCCGGAGCCUCCUACCUCUACCUGGAGGAGGAAAUCCCCGCCAGGUUGGCCCUCCCCGCGACGGCCUUCACCUUCGCGGUGGCCCUGCACCUGCUGCUCGAACUGUGUCCCGAGCGGCGCUCGCUGGUCCCGCUAGUGGGAACCGUCUUCACCGUGGCCAACGCCGCCACCUACGGAUACUUUGGCCUGUUGACGCUGCUCUGGGAGUCGCCGGACGUGGUGAUCAUCGUGCUGUGGGCGGCCCUCGGGUUCUUUGCGUUGGCCGUGCUGGUGCUGUGCCGGGAGUUGGAGCAGAGGAAGGAAGUCGGGGGGAUUGGGGAGCAGCAGCGGGAUGUCAGUAGUGGAAGUUUUAGGACCGUGAUUACGACUAUAGCUUGAAGCCUGGGUGUGUUGUGCUAAGUUGCCGAAAUGUGAUUGUUUAAAAAAUAAAU